Ailuropoda melanoleuca (giant panda) is the source of this 3034-nucleotide messenger RNA. RefSeq names its product cold shock domain containing C2 (gene CSDC2). Gene Ontology annotation, molecular function: mRNA 3'-UTR binding. The coding region runs from base 604 to 1191 and encodes 195 amino acids. Gene Ontology annotation, cellular component: cytoplasm. The record is from RefSeq and is a predicted model, not a curated record. NCBI's taxonomy places the organism in Eukaryota, Metazoa, Chordata, Mammalia, Carnivora, Ursidae. The transcript is spliced from 6 exons. Gene Ontology annotation, biological process: regulation of mRNA stability.
AGCUAGCUCUCUCACCCGGUCUGUGCCUGACUUGGAGGCGGUGUCUGGCCCAGAGGAAACAGGGCCCCCUGUCCCUUUAAGCAGGGAGUACAAAUUCCCAUCCCAGCCCCUCCCUCCUGCUCUUCCUGACGUCAGGAGGAGGGCGUGUGUGAGUGAGUGAGUGAGGGGCUCGAGGUGCCGCAUGCUCACACACACACACACACACACACACACAGAUUCGUACACACAACACAUCCUUCAGACCCAUCCCCUGCUGGCCGGCGCGGAGCACGGAGAGAGGCAGAGCGCGGACGGCGGCGGGAGCCAGUGCCGGGACCUCGCUGCCAGGGAGAGUUUCUCAGGGAAAGUUCUUUUGGUAAAAACUCCAGCCGUGUUUGAGCUGAGCCAGGAACAGAACUUAUCCUCAUGAGAAGAGCACCGUUUGCCGUCAGAGGGACCUGGGCUCUUGACACUCACCUGCUAUGUGACCUUGGGUCAUCCAGGCACUGAGCGGGUGAUGAGGGAAUUUCUAUCGAUGAGCAUUGAUGAUGACAAUUCACUGGGUGUCUCUGAGAUGCGGGAUGCUGUCACACACACUCCAUCAGUGACUCCCCAGCAACCUUCAUGACGGAGCCUGCGGCUGGUGCGGCUGCCGAGCAGGGCCAGGCCGGGCCCUGCCCGCAAGGACGCCCAACCUCUUCGCCGGCCCCUGAGCCCGGGAGCCCACCAGGCUCCCUUGCUGGACCCGCCAUGACUUCAGAGCCCACGUCACCCCCAGUAGUGCCCCCACUCCACUCCCCCAAGUCUCCUGUCUGGCCCACCUUCCCCUUCCACCGAGAGGGCAGCAGGGUCUGGGAGCGGGGCGGCAUCUCAUCCAGGGACCUGCCCAGUCCUCUGCCCACCAAACGGACCAGGACGUAUUCAGCGACAGCCCGUGCCUCGGCUGGCCCCGUGUUCAAGGGCGUCUGUAAGCAGUUCUCACGCUCACAGGGCCACGGCUUCAUCACCCCCGAGAAUGGAUCCGAGGACAUCUUUGUGCAUGUAUCUGACAUUGAAGGGGAGUACGUGCCCGUGGAAGGCGACGAGGUGACCUACAAGAUGUGCCCCAUCCCACCCAAGAACCAGAAAUUCCAGGCCGUGGAGGUGGUGCUCACCCAGUUGGCCCCACAUACUCCCCACGAGACGUGGUCCGGCCAGGUCGUGGGCUCCUAGGCUGGGGGUUCAUGUGUCAGCCGCCGGGUGGGUGGGGAGCUACGCAGGGUAGAUGGGCAGCCACGGGCUCCAGGCCCCGCUGCACUGGCUGGCCCGGUCCCCUGGGUGGCCUCGGCGUACACGUCUGUCUGUCUGUGCUUGUGGCUGUGAGCACGUGCCUCCACCCACCCGUGACCCGUGACUGUUGUGUGAGCUGGACCAAAGGGGAGGGCCCCAGAUCUGCCUUCUGUUUGUCCGCUCUCUCCUUCCCCUCCCUGCCACAUCCACACAGGACCCUUUCGCCCUCCUGUCCACUGAGCCCCUGAGGGCCUGUGUCAGGCCUGGGCCUGGGAGGCAGGGGGCACCUGUGAGGCCCUGUCCGAGCAAGUGCGUUCCCCUUGCCUCUGCCCCAGGCCUGGCCCAGGGACCACGCUCUGCUUCUGCUACUUACACCUCCCACCCUGGGCUGGGGUCUCCCACGGUGGCCUGUACCCCUUCCCUCAGAAGCCAGGCCAGCGAGAGCUCUGGGGAGCCUCCCAGCCUCUGGCAGGGGAAGAGGGCAACCCUUGGAAUCAGACAGACCCCUCCUCACUGCCACGGGCCCAGCCUCCCUUCCUUCCAUCUGCUCUCUUCUCUCAGCAUCCCAGAGAGGCAGGCAAGAAGGAGCUGAGGGCAGAAGGUGGUUUUGGGGUCUCGGUUUUCCUGGCCACGGUCCCUCCUCCUCCUUGGCCUGGCAAUGGCUCUGCAACUCAAGGCUGUGUCCCCUCCCCUGGGCUGCGUUGAGCUGCGCUGCCACCACUCUCUAAGACACGGAUCUGUGGAGGGGCGGGGGCACAUCUCCCCCACCUUGGAUGGAACCAUCCCUUUCGCCCUGACCCACGAACUCCGCUGACGCUCUGCCCAUGGCCAGAUAUGGCUGCUGAGGACCUGGCGAUGCAGACGCACGUCCCCUCAGGCAGAGCCAGGCAUGGGCACCCACACAAUGGCCCUCAGCCUGCAACCACCAGCCCUGCAGGCCCUUGCUGGACCCUCUCCCCACAGCUACAGCACUACUGCUGGCCCCCACUAGGCCAGAGGCUGAGGUGUGUGGUCCCGAUCUCAUGUGUUGAGUCCCUUAAGGUGUGUGUGUGUGUGUGUGUGUGUGUGUGUGUGUGUGUGUAUUCACUCUUGGGUGGGGGGUUGGUCAGGCCUGGGAGGCCAGAAAGGAGAGGCUUCACCUCCAUCCCUUCAUCACCACCACACUCCUCCCCAGAGAACACAUCAUUUGAGAAAUGGGGGUCGAGGGAAGGCCUGCCAGGGACAGUGACCCUUGUGAGACCGGGUCUGUGAGUAAAACAGGGGCUCAAAUGCCCAGGAUGACGGGUAUCUGUUUAGAAGGAUCCCCGGUGCUGCAGGUGCCCCAAGGCCCAAGGGGUAGAGAUAAGCUGGGGUACGUGCCCCCCACCCCCAGUCCCUACCAGGCUGGGGGCGGUCAGAGCUGCUGAGAAACUGAGAACGGCGCAGCUUGACAGCCCACUCUGAGCUGGAGGUGUUCCGACAAGACCUGAGGACUUGCCCCAGAGGAACAAGGACUCCCUGGCUUCCUUGGUGGAAGGUUUAUAGGUGCAGGUUAACUCCUGGGAGCCCCCCAAGACUCCCUCCUGUGAGUAGACCCCCCAUUUUUAGGCAUUAGCCAGGAGACAGGAUGUGGCAAUAUCAGCCCCAGGGCUGCCUGGGAGGCAGAGGGGCGGCAAUGCCCCUCCAAACCCAUAUCCCCACAGUGUUGAGUCAGAAAUCCUCCCAAGACCCCCAGCCGCCUGGACUCCCCCCUCCCCGGCCCCCCCAUCCUUCUUAACACUGGCAAUAAACCCUCAACUGUGACUCA